AUGUACGUGUCGAGGUGCACGUAUUGCUCGCAAAUCACGAGAGCUGAGCUGGAGCCGCGGCUCAGCUCUCGAGCGCCGGGCCAGGCCCAGGGCCGGCAGCAGGAGGCGAGGCGAGCUGGCAACGCCGGCAUGCCUGCCGCCCGCCGCCCAUUGGCCGCCGCAAGAAUGCCCCCCCGCCGCCCCGCCGCAGCCCGGGCCCGCGGCAGGCAGCGGCCGCCAGCACGCAGUCGCUUCUCGCGCAACGCUGCGGACCCAGGGCACCGCGCGGCACGGCACUCCACGACCACGACACGACCGCGCCACGACCACUGCAGGACCGCUACCGCCUCCGCUACGACGACCGCGCGCCGCCCGCUCCGUGCGCAAGAGUUCCGCGACGGCGCCGCGCAGCCGCGUCUUCCGCGCUGUCCACGGCCAGCAGGCAGCAGCUCCGCGUGGCGCCGCGCCGCCGCGCCGGCCACCGCCGAGGACAAGAUUGCGAGGGGAACGGUGCCCGUGCAGGAGGCGCACGCUGGGAGGGCGGCAGAUGGGGGCGGUCGGCGGCGGCGGCGGCGGCUGACACGGAGUGAGGCGGCGGCCGCUGGGGCAGCCAUGCCGACGCCGGCGCCGCCGCUGCCGCUGCUGCUGGCGGCGCCGGUGGCGGGCGACGCGAUGCAGUCGCGCGCCGUGGACACGCGCGUCACGCUGCAGGUGGCGGAGGGCGUGCCCGUGGGCACGCUGGUGGGCGCCAUCCCCACGCAGCCGGGCUUCACCUACCGCUUCAACGAGGCUCCGCGCGAGUUCUCGCUGGACGCGCGCUCCGGUGCCAUCCGCACUGCCGCCGAGCUGGACCGCGAGGCGCUCCGCUCCGACCGCUACGACCUGGUCGUGCUCUCCAGCCAGCCCACCUACCCGAUCGAGGUGCGCAUCGGCGUGCUGGACGUGAACGACAACGCGCCCGCCUUCCCCGAGCCCAGCAUCGCCGUGUCGUUCAGCGAGAGCGCGGCGCCGGGCACGCGCCUGCUGCUGGACGCCGCUUCGGACGCGGACGCGGGCGCCAACGGCGUCUCCGACGACUACCGCAUCGUGGCCGGCAACCGCGACGACAAGUUCCGGCUGGUGGUGACCGAGAGCCCGGCGGCCGCCGGCGAGCUCCCCUACACCUACCUGCACCUGGAGACGACUGCGCGCCUCGACCGCGAGCAGGUCGCCUGCUACCAGCUGAACGUGUCGGCGCGCGACGGCGGGGAGCCGCCGCGCUUCGGCUUCCUGCUCGUCAACGUCACCGUGCUCGACGUCAACGACAACCCGCCCAUCUUCGACCACAGCGACUACACCGUCUCGCUCAACGAGAGCGCGCCGCCCGGCACGCACGUCCUGCAGGUGACGGCGACGGACAGCGACGUGGGCGACAACGCGCGCAUCGCCUACUACCUGUCGGACGGCGAGCGGCAGUUCGCGGUGGACGCGGAGACGGGCGACAUCACGACGGCAGAGCGGCUCGACUGCCCGCAGCAGUCGUGCGCCAGCGCGCGCCCCGGCGGGCUCGGCGGCUGCCCCAAGAGCUGCGUGUUCACGGUGUUGGCCCGCGACCACGGCAGCCCGCGCCAGGACGGCCGCACCUACGUCACCGUCAACCUGCUCGACGCCAACGACCACGACCCGGUCAUCAAGUUCCGCUACUUCCCGUCCACGUCGGGCUUCGCGACCGUCGACGAGAACGCGGCCAACGGCUCGGUGGUGGCCGCCGUGUCGGUCGUGGACCAGGACGAGGGCCCCAACGGCGAGACGACGGUGGAGAUCCGCGCCGGCAACGAGCUGGGCCACUUCCGGCUCGACUGCACGCCCAGCUUCGACAUCGUGCGCGUGCACGGCGUGCUGGACCGCGAGCAGGUGAACAAGUACAACCUGACGGUGGUGGCGGCCGACCGCGGCUCGCCGCCGCGCACCGCCACCGCCUUCCUCAUCGUGCACGUGAACGAUGUCAACGACCACGAGCCGGUGUUCGCCAAGAGCGAGUACUCGGCCGUGCUGAGCGAGCUGGCGCCCGCGGGCAGCUACGUGGCCAGCAUCGCCGCCGCCGACGAGGACUCGGGCGUGAACGCGCGCAUCUACUACGCGCUCGUGUCGGGCAACGAGCGCGGCUGGUUCGCCAUCGACGAGGACUCGGGCCUGGUGACGACGCGCGCGCCGCUCGACCGCGAGGCGCAGGACACGGCCGAGCUGCGCGUGUCGGCGCGCGACGGCGGGCCCAACCCCAAGUGGGCCUACACCCAGCUCAAGGUGGCCAUCCUCGACGAGAACGACGAGCGGCCGCGAUUCUCGCAGGAGCGCAUCGAGGUGAGCCUGCCGGAGAGCGCGCCCGCGGGCACGCUGGUGGCCAUGCUGACGGCCGAGGACGCCGACCAGGGCACCAACGGCUCGGUGGCGUACGAGCUGCCGCGGCCCGCCGACUACCCGGGCGCCUUCUCGCUGGACGCGCUCACCGGCCAGCUGAUGACGCGGCGCGCGCUCGACCGCGAGCAGCGCGCGCGCUACGAGGUGCGCGUGGUGGCGCGCGACCGCGGCGUCGCGGCGCCCGCGCUCUCCGCCAGCGCCACCGUCGUCCUCACCGUGCUCGACGAGAACGACAACAGCCCCGCCUUCUACCCCGCCCACUACUUCGCCGCCGUGCCGCAACACCUGCCCGCCGGCGCCACCGUCCUGCAGGUGUCGGCGAGCGACCGCGACGAGGGCGCCAACGCCGAACUGCGCUUCGCGCUGGAGGCGGGCGACGCCGCGCUGUUCGCCGUCGAGCCGCGCUCUGGAGCCGUCACGCUGCGCGCGCCGCUGCCGGCGCCGGAGGACGCCGGGGGUGGCGACGACGCCGGGGGCGGCGGCCCGGUGUGGCGGCUGCGCGUGUCGGCGCGCGACGGCGGCGGCCGGCGCGCAGACCCGGACGCCACGGUGGAGCUGGUGUCGCUCGCACGCCUCGCCGCCCUCGAGUUCGACUCGGCCGCCGGCUACCACUUCGAGGUCGCCGAGGACGACGGCUCGGAGGCGGCGGCGCCGGCGGCGGGCGGCCGCGUCGUGGGCCGCGUGCGCGUGGCGCGCGCCCACCAGGCCGGCGCCGCCGCCGUGACGUACGCCGUCGUGGCGGGCGACCCCGAGGGCAGCUUCGCCGUGGACGCGGCGUCGGGCGUGCUGAGCACGCGCGGCCCGCUGGACCGCGAACGCGUGGCGCGCUACAGCCUGCGCGUGCUGGCGCGCGCCGGGCUCGCCGCCGCGGAGGCCGUCGUCAACGUCACGGUGCUGGACCUGAACGACAACGCGCCCGAGUUCCCGGGCGCGCCGGCCGAGGUGCGGCUGGCGGAGAACGCGGCCGUGGGCCAGGAGGUGUGCGUGUGCCGCGCGCGCGACCGCGACGCUGCCGCCAACAGCCGGCUCGCCUACAGCCUGGCGCGCGACCCGGACGGCCAGUUCGGCGUGGGCGCCGCCAGCGGCGUCGUCUACCUGCGGCGGCCGGUGCGCGCGCCGCCCGGCACCUCGCUCUCCGUCGAGGUGGCCGCCACCGACGGCGGGCAGCCGCCGCGCACCGCGCGCCACGCCCUCUCCGUGCUCGUCGUCGACGUCAACGACCACACGCCCGUCUUCGACCACACGUCGUACGAGACGUCGCUGCUCGAGUCGACGCCCGUCAACGAGCGCUUCUUCGCGCUGGCCGCGUCCGACGCCGACCUGGGCGCCAACGGGCAGGUGCGCUACGCCAUCAGCGAUGGCGACGCGGCGGGCCGCUUCGGCGUCUUCCCCGACGGCUGGCUGUACGUGCGCAGCGCGCUCGACCGCGAGCAGCGCGACUACUACUCGCUGUUGGUGACGGCGUCCGACGGCGGCAACCCCCCGCGCUCGUCGCAGGUGCCCGUCACCGUGCACGUCGUCGACGAGAACGACAACGCGCCGCAGUUCGCCAACGCCACGUUCGAGUUCCGCGUGCGCGAGAACGAGCCGCCCGACUCGUUCGUGGGCAAGCUGUCGGCGUCGGACCGCGACGUGGGCCGCAACGCCGAGCUGACGUUCGCGCUGUCGGGCGGCGCCGACCAGCGUCACUUCACCGUCGACCCCAAGAACGGCUUCGUCAAGACGCUGCACGUGUUCGACCGCGAGCAGCUGGUGCGCGACACGGGCCAGAGCUACGUGGUGCUGGAGGCCACAGUCACCGACAACGGCGCGCCGCCGCUCGGCGACCGCGUCAAGGUGUACGUGCACGUCGCCGACGAGAACGACAACGCGCCGCGAUUCCUGCGCACGCCCUACCGCGUCCAGGUCUCCGAGGCCGCCGGCGUCGGCACCCAGGUGUUCCGCGUGUUCACGGCGGACGCGGACGAGGGCGCCAACGGGCAGGUGUGGUACUCGCUGGCCGGCGGCAACGAGGAGGGCCGGUUCGCGGUGGACGCGGCCACGGGCGUGGUGACGGUGGCGGCGCCGCUGGACCGCGAGCGCGCACCCGCCUACCGGCUGCUGGUGGAGGCGCGCGACGCCGCCCCCGACGCGGCCUUCUCGCUGGCGGGCGGCAACCGGCGCGACGCGUUCGGCGUGGACGCGGCCACGGGCGCGCUCUACCUGCACCGGCCGCUCGACUACGAGGAGCUGGCGGCGUACGCGCUCAACGUGACCGCGGCCGACGGCGGCAACCCGCGGCUCGCCACCACGCUGCUCUUCCGCGUCGACGUCGAGGACAGCAACGACAACCCGCCCGCCUUUCCCAACACGGCCAUCGUGCGCCAGAUCCGCGAGGGCAUCCCGCAGCGCACGCCCAUCGUCACGGUCGCCGCCGAGGACCCCGACUCGGGCGCCAACGGCGAGGUGGAGUACCGCAUCGGCGCGCAGGAGCCGCCGGGGCCGGCGCACUUCGGCAUCGACCCGGCCACCGGCGUCAUCCACACGCUGCUGCCCGUCGACCGCGAGGCCGUCGACACCUUCCGGCUGACCGUGGUCGCCACGGACCGCGCGCGGCCCGAGUCGGCGCGCCUCUCGGCCGAGAAGCUCGUCACCGUCAUCGUCGAAGACGUCAACGACAACGCGCCGCAGUUCGUGUCGAUGAACGCGGCCGUGCUGCCGGCGGCGGCGCGCCUGCCGCCCGGCGACGACGUGUUGGUGGCGGUGGUGCGCGCGCGAGACCUCGACUCGGCCACCAACGGGCUCGUCACGUACGACCUGGUGAGCGCCGAGCCGGCCGCCGGCGGCGACCACUUCCGGCUGGACCGCAACUCGGGCGCGCUGACGGUGCGCCGCGGCGCCGCGCUGCCCGAGCCGCGCUACCACCUGGCCGUCAAGGCGAGCGACGAGGCGGUGCAGGCGGAGCGCAAGUCCAGCGACGCCUACCUCACCGUGCUGGCCGCGCCGCCCGCAGGGCCUGGCGCGGGCGCGCCGCGCUUCGAGCCGGCGGCCGACGCGGGCGGCAGCGUGUACGAGAACGAGCCGGCGGGCACCAGCGUGCUGCGCGUGCGCGCCGCCGUGCCGGGCGCGCCCGCCGCCGCCCUCGAGUACUACGUCACCAACGUGACGUGGGCGGGCGCCGCGCGCCGCCAGGCGGACCGCCUCUUCGCCGUGGACGCGCGCCUCGGCGUGCUGAGCACGGCCGCGCCGCUGGACCGCGAGGCGGGCCCGCCGCACUACCUCGUCACCGUCGUCGCCGUCGUCGUGGCCGGCGCGCCGCCCGCCCUCGCCACCGCCACGACAGCAAAGUCGGCGGCACCUCGGCGUUUCAGUGAUUUCCGGGUGUACCUGUACCGCUGGUCGGCAGACUGUUCCCGUAAGCUCCGCACAUUCUCUGUGGAUGUGUCUCGUGUGUACAUAGGGUCAGCAGUGGCGGCGGCCGCCUCGUCCUACGUCUGGUAG
This is a messenger RNA of Schistocerca nitens (vagrant locust), 5856 nucleotides long. RefSeq names its product cadherin-related tumor suppressor-like. The record is from RefSeq and is a predicted model, not a curated record. The transcript is spliced from 11 exons. Gene Ontology annotation, molecular function: calcium ion binding. Bases 1 to 5856 code for a protein of 1951 amino acids. Lineage: Eukaryota; Metazoa; Arthropoda; Insecta; Orthoptera; Acrididae. Gene Ontology annotation, biological process: homophilic cell-cell adhesion. Gene Ontology annotation, cellular component: cell-cell junction; plasma membrane.